ACGCCGCCACGACUAUCGGCUACCCUCAACUUCCAGCCUGUCGCUUGAGCAACGCCAACUCUCUUUUACGCCCAUUCCCGACGGCUCGAGUACCACAUACACUCAUUACCUACCAAUCACAAUGGCGAGCGGCGCGCAGUCAUUCUAUGAGCUCUACCGUAGGAGCAGUAUCGGGCUCGCCUUGACUGAUACGCUGGAUGACCUGAUCAGCGAGGAGCGCAUUCACCCGCAGUUGGCGAUGAAGAUCUUGAGCAACUUUGACCAGGCUAUUACCGAGGCUCUUCAAAAGAACGUCAAGAGCCGGCUUCAGUUCAAGGGAAGCCUGGAUACAUAUCGAUUCUGCGACGAAGUCUGGACUUUCCUGAUCAAGAACGUGACCUUCAAGAUGGACAAUGGCAAUGUCUCUGUUCAAGCCGACAAGGUCAAGAUUGUCAGCUGCAAUGCCAAGAGACCCGGCGAGGGACAAUAAAGCGCGAAUCAACGUGGCAGAGGAACAGAUUGUAUAAAAACACCAAAGAGAGGAUGGCGAGAUGGGCUCAAUUAAUCACGCACGGAUGGCGACAGGACCGCCAGUAAUGUGUGAAAUGGCGUUUUAAGGUUUUAUAGUUGGGAUACACGGAUAAUGGGAAAUUGCUUGGUUUUACAUAUAACGAUUUGCAACUACUGGGAAAUUUGGCUCUUCUAACGAACCGCGAUAUGAAUUAGACAAUACAGAUAAUUAUUUGCUUCAAA
Trichoderma atroviride IMI 206040 is the source of this 732-nucleotide messenger RNA. RefSeq lists its product as uncharacterized. Gene Ontology annotation, biological process: RNA polymerase II preinitiation complex assembly; transcription initiation at RNA polymerase II promoter. Gene Ontology annotation, molecular function: RNA polymerase II general transcription initiation factor activity; TBP-class protein binding. The record is from RefSeq and is a predicted model, not a curated record. NCBI's taxonomy places the organism in Eukaryota, Fungi, Ascomycota, Sordariomycetes, Hypocreales, Hypocreaceae. Gene Ontology annotation, cellular component: transcription factor TFIIA complex.